GUUUUAUAUGUUGUAUUAUAUGUACGUUACUGAUAUUGAAUUUGAUUAAUGAUGCUGCAGCUGAGUAUUAUUACAGAGAAUAUUACACACAGAACAAAACAAACAUAAAUGUAACUUUUUAGAAAUGGUUUACAUCAACAGAGAUAAACACAGCAUCAAUUACAGGACAGACGCACCUAAAAUCAGUCGCAGUUACGCUAAUAUCAUUAAUAAAAUUCUUUGAUCAAAUACUACUCUGGCAGAUUUUAGGUGGGUGGUAUGUUUGGUAAGAGUUGAGUCGUGGCGAUUGUUGGGGGGAGGGGAUUGGUCCUAUUGUUCUUUUCUGGCUCGCAACCGAAAGAAGCUAGCUUAUUUCUAAAAUACUUUCUUUCUUAGCUUUAAUGCUGUUCUUAAUCUAAUUCUGCAAAUCUCAGUCUUCAUGGAUUCCCAGAGUCUGGUUUGACCGCUGGAUGCUAUGGUGCCUGAUGCUCCACAAACCCUCACUGAUCAAUCAGCUAUGCUGUUGCCACAUAUCCAGAUGGUCGCCUGCUUAUCCUGUCAGUUCUGAUAUAACAUCAUGGUAUUCAAUGAUUAAAUUUUAUGUGAGAUUAAGAAUGGAUAUUAGUAAACUAACAUGACAUUCACCAGUUAUAAAACAAUCAGAAAUGUAAGCGGUGAAUGAUUUUAUUAAUCAAGCAGGUAAGAAAGACAUUUAAAAAAAAUUCCUUUCUGUUUCUUUAUUUCGCCAAUAACAUGAUACCAGUAGUCGCUUUUGACGAGCAAAGCCUGCAUUUUCAAUUUUCCAGGUAUCAUAGUUAUCCUUGUGAAGUGGUUCAGUGGGGAGAAGACAUAUUGACACACAAAUGAAAAAUAGAAUUAAGAAAACGUAAAAAGUAAAGCGCAAAUCCGAGUCUUAAGGACUAUACACGUGGCCAAAUGCGAAGGUUCCCAAAGCCUGUUCUAGCACGCUGGUCCUAUAACCUGUUCGAUGUACGAAAGAAAAACAGGUUUUUAUGAAUCCAGUACUUCGAAUUACAGAAUACAUUUACGAUAGUAAUCGCUAUAUACAUGAUUUGGAUAAAACAAUAUCACAAGUUAAUUAUGGGAAUAUAAAACAUGGAGUUAUUCAAGGUUCGCAAGGUACGAACACAAGAGGUUAGCUUGUUAACAUAAUUAACAGCCCACAACGCCACUAGCAUAGUCCGGUGGUCCGCUCACUAGGGUCGAGUCGCCAACCAUGCUAUGCUUCUUCCAACAGUUUGAUUGCUCAUGUUUUGGGAUUAUACAACAAAUGCCAAAUCCGGUUCCUUCCAUGUGUAUUGGAGCCAUCUGUAUACCAUAUCAUUGUAUCUGAUGUUCUCCUGAAUUCUUCUCCUUUAUAGUCUGUUGAGACUUUGUUAUAGACUGUCGUAAAAAGAGUCUCUAGGAUCAAGUAGUCUUUCUCCAUUUCUAAGUUUCAUUUGUGUUCAUUACAUGACACAGAACAGGUCAUACACGAUUGACACUAAUGUUUCAAGGUAGUGUAUGCUCCUUACAUGCACCAUAUAUUCCAUAUUUUAUGCAAUCUUGUCGAACGUGAAUGGGGUAUUGUUUAAAGUGGAAUUGACGAAGUUUUUGAAUUUUCUUUCUCUUUUUUUUUGUACGCUCAGUGAUAGCGGCCAGUUUGGCUUAAGAAACAGUGGCGGUGCCAAUAUUUCAAGUAGCAAAUUAAAUGUGUGACGUACUUCGUUUUUGCCGCAUUAGUUUGCUGCAUUUCACAUUAUGUAAUGUUUCUCAAUUAUUUUCAAAAUUUUUCAAACAUUUGAACUAUUUAACCGGAUGAGGGUGAAAUUUCCCACGUGGCCCGACACGUUUCAUCCUGCUCGGUUAGGCUUAAAUAUAAAAUUGAAACAAUAUGUUAAGACGGAAAUGCCACGAGCGGGGAGGUUACUGCAAGAUUGAAGACCUUUUUUCCUAUAGCUAUUCUACUCGACCUUUUAUUAUUUUAUUUUAGUAGAAAUUCCUUAUAUUUUAUUACUAUAUUCGAUGUUACGAAACGUUUAGUGAAUAUGCGUGCCUAUUUAGAAUAAUAUUUACAAAUAGCUUUACAAAUAAAAGUAAUACUAGUUAAUAAACCAUAUGGUCGAAUCUUUAAUUAUGAUAUAAAACGUUCGAAAAACAGAAGUAUAGUACAAUAAUAAUCAACUCGUUUAACAAAUAAUAAAGGAACAAAAAGACUUAUAAAGCCUGUAAAAAAUGAUAGAUCCAAGUUCAUCAGAGGAGGAAAGUGAGGAGGAACAACACCAUCACCACCAUCAAGAUGAUCAUAGGCAUCAUGGUCAACAACAUUCAUCACAUGGUUCACAUCACCAUCAUCACACUCAAGAAUCAUCUAAUCUUGAUGUUCCUCAUGCUAAUCAGCCUCUUCCACGGUCACUCUCACCUGGCAGUACAUCUACAGACACUGUUAGUCUUAGUGGAACAACUAAUGCAUCAAGAUCUAACUCACUACCUCGCCCUACAAGUCCCAGUCCUUCAGUUGUUAGUGAAAAAGCUGAAGCAGAGCUGCAGGACAAACAAGAAAGAGAAGAAGAAGAGAGGAAAAGAAAGUUGCAGUUAUAUGUUUUUGUAUCAAGGUGCAUUGCAUAUCCCUUCAAUGCAAAACAGCCUAACGAUAUGACAAAGCGUCAGCCCAAAAUAACAAAGCAGCAGCUAGAGAUAAUUCAAGGAAGGUUUCAGAGUUUCCUCAAAGGUGAAACUCAAAUUAUGGCUGAUGAAGCUUUUCAAAAUGCUGUACAAAGCUAUUAUGAUGUUUUUUUACGUUCAGAGAGGGUUUUAAAAAUGGUGCAAUCAGGAGCUUGCUCUCAGUUUGAUUUUCGUGAAGUUUUUAGGAAUAAUAUAGAAAAAAGAGUCAGAUCUCUUCCAGAAAUUGAUGGUAUUAGCAAAGAAACAGUUCUUGCCUCAUGGAUGGCUAAAUUUGACUGCAUAUUUAAAGUAACUGAUGAUGAUUCAAAAAGACCAUCGCGAAUGCAGCAACAAAUACUGAAUAGUGAGUCGAUUCUGUCGAAAGAUCAACUGUACGAUAUGUUUCAACAAAUUCUAGGAAUCAAAAAAUUUGAGCAUCAACUUUUGUUUAAUGCGCUACAGCUUGACUCUGCUGAUGAACAAGCUGCAGCCAUUCGAAGGGAAUUGGAUGGCAGAAUGCAAAAAGUUUCUGAAAUGGAAAAGAACCGUAAACUUAUGCCAAAAUUUGUUUUGAAAGAAAUGGAGUCUUUGUACAUAGAAGAAUUGAAGUCGUCGAUUAAUCUCUUGAUGGCAAAUUUGGAAUCACUACCAGUAUCUAAAGGAACUAUUGACUCAAAGUACGGCCUACAAAAACUAAAACGAUAUAACCAUAGAUCUCAAGGCUCAUUAGCUAAGCUAGAAGGAGAUUCAGCUGACAAUGACACCCAACUUACAAAAUUAGAUGUUGUUCUCACCUUUCAACUGGAGGUAGUAGUUAUGGAGGUGAAAGGACUAAAAUCAUUAGCUCCUAACAGAAUAGUUUACUGUACAAUGGAAGUGGAAGGAGGUGAAAAAUUACAAACUGAUCAGGCAGAGGCAUCAAAACCGAUGUGGGAUACUCAGGGAGAUUUUUCUUCGACACAUCCCUUACCAGCAGUAAAAGUGAAAUUGUAUACAGAGAAUCCAGCAAUUUUAGCACUCGAGGAUAAGGAAUUGGGAAAGGUCAUAUUACAUCCAACUCCUCUAUCAUCAAAGGUUCCUGAGUGGCACAAGAUGAUAGUACCCAAAAGUUGUGCUGAUCAAGAUCUUAGAAUUAAAAUUGCAUGUCGCAUGGAUAAGCCAUUGAAUAUGAAACAUUGCGGAUAUUUAUAUGCCAUUGGUAAAUCUGUAUGGAAGAAAUGGAAGAAACGAUAUUUCGUUCUUGUUCAAGUUUCUCAAUACACUUUUGCAAUGUGCACUUACAAAGAAAAGAAAUCAGAACCAUCUGAAAUGAUGCAAUUGGAUGGUUAUACAGUUGACUACAUUGAGCCUGCUAGCGCUAACCUUAUGGUUGGUAUGGAUCUGGAAGGAGGGCGAUAUUUUUUUAACGCAGUUCGUGAAGGAGAUAACAUAAUUUUAGCAUGUGACGAUGAAAAUGAAUGUCAUUUGUGGGUAAUGGCAAUGUAUAGAGCAACAGGGCAGUCUCACAAACCAACGCCACUUGUAACAUCAGCUGCAAAAAAUUCAACCAUUUAUAAAAUUCAAGGAGAUGCUGAUAGAGCAAGAAAACACGGCAUGGAAGAGUUCAUUUCAGCAGAUCCUUGUAAAUUUGAUCAUGCAUCAUUAUUUAAAACGUUACAGACCCUUGCUCUAGAUUAUAGAAUGAACGAUCCUUAUUGUUCUUUGGGUUGGUUCAGCCCUGGUCAAGCAUUUGUAAUAGAUGAGUACUGUGCUAGAUAUGGAGUUAGAGGAUGUUUUCGUCAUCUAUGUUACCUCAGUGAUUUGUUGGACAGAGCAGAAAAAAAUAUCAUGAUCGAUCCAACAUUGAUUCACUUCAGCUUUGCAUUUUGUGCAAGUCAUGUACACGGAAAUAGCACGGAGGUCCUUGAAGAUAAUACCCCUGUUGCAAGGCCUGAUGGUGUAGGAACUGUUACGCACGAGGAAAAGGAAAAGUUUCAAGACAUCAAGGAGAGACUCAGAAUACUUUUGGAAAAUCAAAUUACAAAUUUUAGAUAUUGUUUCCCAUUCGGAAGGCCAGAAGGUGCUCUUAAAGCUACUCUAUCACUCCUAGAACAGGUGUUGAUGAAAGAUAUUGCAACUCCGGUUCAACAAGAAGAUGUCAGAGCUAUGAUCAAGAAAUGCCUGGAAACUGCUGCACUCGUUAACUAUAGAAGGUUGUCCGGUGAAGCAAAAGUUGAAGGAGGGGAGGGAGCUGUAACAGAUGAAAUCACAGGAGAAACUAUUAUCCCACCCAGUAAGAAAUUAGACGAUCUCAUUCAUCUUGCUGAGUUAUGUGUCGAUCUUCUCCAACAGAAUGAGGAACAUUAUGCAGAGGCUUACAGAUCGGAUAAAGCUUUUGCGUGGUUUAGCGAUCUUCUAGUCGAACACGCUGAAAUAUUUUGGGGACUAUUUGCAGCAGACAUGGAUCUUGUUUUAGCAGAGCAGCCUCCAGAUACUUGGGACUCAUUCCCUCUGUUUCAAAUAAUGAAUGACUAUUUACGAAGCGAUGAUAACUUGAAGAACGGAAGAUUUCAUCAGCACCUGAGGGAUACGUUUGCCCCUCUGGUUGUUAGAUAUGUUGAUUUAAUGGAAUCAUCAAUUGCUCAGUCCAUACACAAAGGAUUUGAAAAAGAGAGAUGGGAAUUAAAAGGGAAUGGCUGCGCUACAUCAGAGGAUUUAUUUUGGAAAUUGGAUGCUUUGCAAUCAUUUAUUCAAGAUCUUCAUUGGCCUGAUUUGGAAUUCCGGCAACAUUUAGAACAACGGUUGAAACUUAUGGCUUGUGAUAUGAUCGAGUCUUGUAUACAAAGAACUGAAGGAGCAUUUCAAUCUUGGUUAAAGAAAGGUGUAACAUUUAUAUCGACAGAUUAUAUAAUACCAUCUGAGAUGUGUGCUAUGGUCAAUGUUAUACUUGAUGCCAAAAACCAAUCAUUUAAACUUUGUGCUGUUGACGGAGUUGAUUUGCAUCAAUACCACACUAAAAUUGAUGAUUUAAUCGAGAAAACUUCAGCCAGCAUGAGUCAAGGGAUGAUUGCAAAACUCAUUGCUGUACUAGAAGCAACUUUAUCCAAAAUGUCACGAUAUGAUGAAGGAAGUUUGAUCGGGUCAAUAUUAAGCUUUACUAAUGUAUCAGGAUCUGGGAAGGACAUGGGUCAGGCUUAUGUCAACUUCACCAGGAAUUGCAUGGAUCAAAUCAGAAGUAAAGUUAAUGAUGAAUUGUGGAUACUCAAUUUUUUUGAGCAAUGGUAUACAGCACAAAUACAGAUGCUCUGUAACUGGCUGUCUGAAAGAAUUGAUCAUUCAUUGCAUGUAUGCCAGUGUACAUGUUUAGCUCAUAUUGUAAAGAAAUUGUAUUCAGACUUUGAACUUCAAGGAGUCAUGGAGGAUAAAUUGAAUUCUAAAACAUACCAAACUGUCUCACAACGAAUGCAAACAGAAGAAGCAACGUGUGCAUUGACUAUGAGCUCACGGCGAGAGGAGGAAGGAUAUUCAGAGGAAGGAGGAGAUGAUGAUGAUCGUUCCAAACCGAAAGUAACGGUUAGGGAAGGUGCCAUAGGAGAGGACGGUAACUAUGUGGCAAAAAUAAGUAAUGUUACAGCAAAUGUUGUUGGAAAAGUGGGAAAUGUCUUUGGAAAAGGCAUAGGUGGUCUUACAAGUAAAUUUGGAGGAGGGAGCAGCUGGUUCUAGAAACUAUACAUUGUUACUUUGUACCCUGUUUGUUAUGAUAGUUUGUAGACAAUGUUAUUAUAUUGUAUAAGGCAUUAUUAUCGACAUCCUCCAUGAGUUCCACAAGGUUCAUAAGUCAUUCAAUUUGAAUGAAUUUAACUGAAUAAACUGUAUGUAUGAAUAAAAUAUGUAUUUUAUAAUGCUAUGAACAUGCAUAUGUACUAUGUUGUUGACUUGUUUAAUCACUAUUAUUUAGAUCAUAAAGUUAGUAUUUACAUUUUGCAUAAUGACCUGGAUGUAUAUUAUUCAUUACUGCAGUUACAAAAGAAGUUUGGGUUUUUUUAUCGUAGCAAUAUUUCACUCGAUAAUGUGUUAUUAUUGGUCACUUUUAUUAAAAGACAGUGCCUGAUUAUACAUUUAGGGUACAAAGUAGCACUUGUGCCCUUGUUAAAUAUUGUUAUAUAGUGAGGUAAUUAUGAUACUCCAAAGUUAAUAAUAAAUAUUAAUUGUUAAGAGAAUUAGGCAAAUCAAUCAGUAGACUGAGAUAGAAAUUAGAUGUUUGGUAUUCAUUUUUUAUUAUCAUUUCAAUUACAGCUUGCGUAGAAUACAUCAUGUGAAUUUGAAUGAUUCUCAGUUUAUUGUUUGGUUGCCUAUUUUCAGGUUUAGCCUGUGUUAUAUCAGUAUAAUAUUUUAUCUACAAACCCAUGUGGCCUAGAUAUAAAAUCAUAAUAAAAAUAACUAUUACUAAUAAUAAUAUAGUACAAUGUGCUUUGAAAAAUCACGGGUGUAAUGGAAUAUAUUUAAAUUUGUGACAACAUUUAUAGAAUAUUAAUUAGAGAAAUUUAAUAACAAAGGGAGCAAAACUGAUCCUGCAAACUUGUUAUUAAGUCAUGUUACUAGACUUGAUUUCAAGAUGUUAAACAUGUGGAUCGCUUAUACUAUUAUGUUUAAUUUUUUUAAGUGUAUUAUAUCUGCUCCUUUUAUAUUUUUAGAUAACACUUAAUCUUUUUCACUUGAAAUGCCUUAUUUGUUUCCAUUGAGACAGCUUUGAAUAAGACCUUGAAACACCUAGAAGCAAUUACUGGGAUUGAGGGGGUAUGCAAGAAAAGUACAACAGCCAUCUUGGCCACAUAUACAGCUGAAUUUAACUAACUAAUAUUUUUUUUAAUUUUAAGGACAACAAUAAAAGUACUAUAAAUAAAUUUAAAAUUUAAUUGAAAUUGAUCAUCCUGACAAUUUAACUUGAGUGUUUUUUUUGUUUUGUAUAUUUUUUUUCAAGCUCCUUUAUCACUACAUUGUCGAUUAGUAAUUUUGCUUGUACUGCAUAAACAAAAAACAUUUCAUACUUUUCACUAUUAAAGCAUCAAAAGCUAAUACAAAUUUUAUUGUGCAAAUAUAGUUUAUAGAUUUUACAAUUUUUUUCUUUGUUUUUCAUCUCAGGUUAGGUGGGAAAAUGUUGAACUUAACCAAGACGUAAAUGUGCAUUGGCUACAAAUUAAACAAAAAUCUCAAGACUGAUCUUGGUGAUUUUCUGGUUUUAUGAUGUUCAACAUUUUGACACCCAUCCUAUUUAUUUAUUUGUUUUAUUCAGCUUAUUCUAGCUGAGACAGGUUAGAUGCACGGAUAGAUACACAGUUGUUUUUCUAUAAUGAAUACAAUUUAAAUGAAAACUUGCUAAUUUACAUAGGAAGUAAAAAAAAAAUUUUUAUUCAAAACAUGUAUAGUGAUUAAGAUUUUAACAGAGCUAAAUUUCAAAAAAUUAAUUCUAUAAUUUGGUGUUUCUUCUAGCCAUAUUAGAAUUUUGAAUCUUAGAAUAUUAGUCAAAAUCAUUGACUUGGAAGGUGAUACACAACAAAAUAGAUAACAAUCACAUUUACUGAGAUUACCAAAAGGAAAUAAUCCAUUUAAAAAAAUUGUUAACAUUUUAAUCACUGAAAUAAUCUGAAUUGUUUACACCUGUACAUCCCAACUGGGUAACUAGCAAUAGACACGCAGCUUUGUUGAAAACAACCAUUGUAAAAACUCAAUAUUUAGUUCAUAAAAUGUCAUGUAAUUCUUCCAUGAACUAUUUCCAAAUGUUGAAUACACUCCUCAGAUGUUUUUAAGCGUUUAUGAAGAGGUGUUUGGUCAGCAGAGGUGGAUUUCUUCUGUGAUUUGGGAUAGAGGAUAGUGGUCCUUUUUCCUAGAAGACAAGACUGCAAAAUGUUGUUUUUAUUUGACAGUGUAAUAUUAAAAGUUAUGCUCCACUGGUACAAGAGAAGUCUUGGUGUAUCUAGUUACAACUAAGUAUAUGUACAAAGCCUCACAACAUAAACGCCACACUCACAAACACACGUGUAAACUUAUUUAUAUAUUUAUAAAAAUUUCAGAGAGAUCCAGCUGUGUUUAAAUGUGUAUAAAGAGACCAUAUAAAUAUUUGUUAAAGUUGCCAUAAGUAAAAAGAUUUAUUUUGUA
Molecule: messenger RNA, 8778 nt
Organism: Cimex lectularius (bed bug)
Lineage: Eukaryota; Metazoa; Arthropoda; Insecta; Hemiptera; Cimicidae
Gene: Cadps
Product: calcium-dependent secretion activator
Exons: 35
Coding region: 2215-6345 (1376 amino acids)
Biological process (GO): dense core granule exocytosis; synaptic vesicle exocytosis
Source: RefSeq, a predicted model, not a curated record